UAAAGAGGCACUCCUCCCCUAAAAUCUCACAAUUCCUACUUGGUUCAGUAGCAGUACUCUAGCUGUAGCCAUGGCUUCCGAGAAACUCACUGCCACCAUUUUGAUCCUAUCCCUCCUUUUCUUCUCAACAUUCUCCAGUGCUUGCGGUCCUUGCCAACCUAAGACUCCCCCAACAGAACCAACUUGUCCCAGAGACACAUUGAAGUUAGGAGCCUGUGCUGACAUCCUUGGACUUGUUAAUGUUGUUGUUGGAAGCCCACCUUAUAGCAAGUGCUGUCCUCUGCUUGAAGGCUUGGCUGACUUGGAAGUUGCCUUGUGUCUUUGCACUGCUAUUAAAGCUAGUGUGCUUGGAAUUAACUUGAAUGUGCCGGUUGCUCUAAGCGUACUUGUCAGUGCAUGUGGCAAAUCUAUCCCUCCUGGCUUCAAAUGUGAAUGAAAAAUAUAAUUUCUGGCCCAUAUUGCAUUUGUUUUGUGUAGCUUGUCAGUGUUUUUGCAAAACGUGAUCUUGUUGUUGGGUUUCUAUUAAUGCUUUCUUCUUACAGUUAAUGUCUUAGAGGAAGGGCAAUGUUACAUUCUGUGUGAUGUGUUCCAAUAACCAGGCAAGCUUGUUUGCCUAGGUCUUGUGUAUUUUUUCAUGUUUAUUGUAACCCCAAUUUCUUUUGUAUUACUUUACAUUACUUGAUCAAUUGGGUUUGGACGUGUAUUA
Populus trichocarpa (black cottonwood) is the source of this 706-nucleotide messenger RNA. Its product is annotated as 14 kDa proline-rich protein DC2.15. The record is from RefSeq and is a predicted model, not a curated record. The transcript has a single exon. NCBI's taxonomy places the organism in Eukaryota, Viridiplantae, Streptophyta, Magnoliopsida, Malpighiales, Salicaceae. The coding region runs from base 71 to 436 and encodes 121 amino acids.